Molecule: messenger RNA, 1952 nt
Organism: Rubroshorea leprosula
Lineage: Eukaryota; Viridiplantae; Streptophyta; Magnoliopsida; Malvales; Dipterocarpaceae
Source: the annotation of a GenBank genome assembly
CCAAAAAGGUAAAAAAUGGACUCCGUCUUCUUCCAUUUCUUCUUCCUCUAGCUCUUCUUCAUCGGAGUUCUAGGGUUUUUUCCUUUCCGGUGGAGACCAUGAUUACCUGCGAUUUCUGCAAUGACCAGACUGCGGUGCUCUUCUGUAGGGCUGACUCGGCGAAGCUGUGUCUGUUCUGUGACCAGCACGUGCACUCGGCGAAUUUGCUUUCGCGGAAGCACCUCCGGUCGCAGAUCUGUGAUAACUGCGGUUCCGAGCCGGUUGUGGUUUGUUGCAACACCGACAAUUUGCUGCUGUGUCAGGAGUGUGAUUCGGACGCGCACGGGAGCUGCUCUGUGUCUGCCGCACAUGAGCGGACUCAAGUUGAGGGGUUCUCUGGAUGUCCUUCGGCUCUGGAGUUGGCGUCUGCUUGGGGGUUUGAUUUGGAGGAUGUGAAGUCGGUGAGUCGGUCGCCGAUGAUGAUGGAGAACUGGAGCGGGUGCCAGGAUUUCGGGAUGCCGAUGGAGUCGUGGGCGGGCAAAUCGAGUGUGCAAGAGAUGACGGUACCGUACCAGAAUGUGAGUUGUGCAGAGACAGUGAAGAAACAGAAUCCGAUCUGCGGGAAGUACAAACAGGUGAUAUACAAGCAGCUGGUGGAAUUGGUGAAGGGUGGUUUUGUUGGAGGUGAUGGCGGAGGUGGUGGUUGUGGAGAGAAUUCAGUUACCAAUGCUGAUGCAAAUGGAGGCCUUCUGACUCAACAAGAGGCGAUGCAGCAACAGGCGCCGUGUACGUCUUUGCUUAUGAUGCAAACCCAACGAAAUGAUCGCAUUGUCGAUGGUAAUAUGUCGUGGAAUGGUAACCAAAUUGGGCAUACCACUCAGAUAUGGGAUUUUCAUUUAGGACAGUUAAGGGGUCAUGAAGAAUCUAGCCAACUAGAAGUUGCAUAUGGAGGAAGUGAUGAAGGAUUCAUGCUUAAGAAUUUCAGUGAUCUUUUGAAAGACGCAUCGAUGACUAAUACUAAAAUGUUGGGAGAUAUUUUCCACAUGAGUCGCCCUGCUCUGCAUGAAGAUUUAGCUUCAUCUAAUAUUAACUCAAAUAACCUCGUAGCCAGUCAGGGCCCAGCCACAUGUGAAAGCAAUAACUUACCAAUAGGAAGGACCUCAUCAGGUCCUGCUUUUGGCAAGCUGAAAGGCUCUAGCAGUUCUAAGGAUAUUCAUUUCAUGGAAGAAUCUUUCCUUCUGAGAAGUGACUGCACCAGACCAGCAGCACCCAGCAAGGCUGACCUGGAGCUGCUAGCACAGAACAGAGGCAAUGCCAUGCAGCGUUACAAGGAGAAGAAAAAAACUAGAAGAUAUGAGAAACAAAUAAGAUAUGAAUCAAGGAAGGCACGAGCUGAUACUAGGAAACGAGUGAAGGGUAGAUUUGUGAAGUCUAAUGAAGCUCCUGAUGGUUGAAUUUGUACCGAGACAUAACCCCCUGCUUCAGUUAUUCAGCUAUUGUAAAUAUUUCCAACUUUCCUCCAUGGUAAAUGUAUAAUUUAGCAUCAUUUAUUUCUUUCCCAUCUUUGCCUCUCUGGUUUCAGCAAACUCCAAGCUUGCCCAAAGCAUAAAAGGAAAAAUGUUUGCCUGUGUUGGGAUAAAGGAUGCUUGUGCCUGUUUUGGCAUUUUUGUGCUGGAUGUGGCAAAAGUAAGGGCGUUAAGGCAGCUGAAUCGCAUUACUUCCUUUUUGCCUAUACAGAGUAUAACGAUUCUUGUUGCGGCUGAGCUGAUGAAUUCUAGUUAACUUGCUUCUAGCUUUGAAAUUUCUGUUCAAUGCCACCUUUGGUGAAUUAUUUGCUCUUUUAGAUAUGCCCUGUUUGGCUGCUUUUUUCUGUUGAGUUUGAUUAAAUGAGGUCCACACUAGGGGCUUCCUUCGGAUUAGGUCUAAAGCAAAGUCAUUUUAUUUGUUUCUACAUGGCUCAUCAAACUUGAAAU